UGACUGAACCGUCGCCGACGGCUGUAGAGACCAAGAUUACUUCAACUGACAAGUAUGACGUCAAGAACGUUUUCAGUUUGCCUACCCGAGAACCUGAUCAGGUAUGGGACAAUGUAGAGACACCACAGGACAUUGAGGAAAUUGAUGAGGACAUUAACAGCUGGACUUUUAGUCAGGAAAAUGUACCAGAUGAAGUAAAAGUUGAUGUUCACGCAAUAUGCCSAAGUGAAGCUAAAUGGAAGGCAUUUGGGUUUGAUUCUUCAGCUUUGCAAACUGCUGACCCAUGGGCAAGUAGGAACAUGUGGUUCCAACAAUUAACUCAUUCAGUGCGACUGGCAACCCAUAACAGGUGCCCAUGUGUGGUAAGAAUUCCAACGCCAAGCACAUGGCCGGCUGUUUUGGAAACAACACCUGAGCCAUUGAGUUUUGAUUAUCAAAAUUAUGCAUUAUCCUGGUUAGCUUAUCAGCAACAGGCAGCAACAGACGUUUGGUUGUCUAUAUCAGUGGGUUUAUUUGUGCCUAGGAAGAACUGUACAUGGCUGAUAGCAUUACCUUAUAUCAGUUUAGUUGACAGACAUGAACUAGGACAAAUGACAGGCCCUGAUUAUUUAGAUGUUCCAGUUAGUAGAGCAAGUACUUGUUUUUGCUUGAAUGAGACACAUGGUAGUGUGGGUAGGUUUGUGGGAAUAUUUGAGUGUGACAAUUAUGGGAUGAUGUUCAAUGUUAGACGACCAACAGAUGGAAAGAAGUUACAUCCAGUGACUUUUUGGGAUCCAGCAUCUGAGGAGAGUAGGACUCUGUUAGUUGAAUAUCAGCCUCUUCCARCUAAUGUCACUAUUGGGAACUUUAAGGAUAUUUGGUGGGUGUGCGGUAAUAAAGGUUACAUAGUCUUACCAUACAGUUGGACUGGUUGUUGUUGUUUUAUAGCAUUUCUCAAACUUCCAUAUGAUGUUUUUAUAUUACAACAGGGAAGAGCCACCUGACAAUGUUCAGCCCACCUCUGAUCCUUCUGCUAGAUGGAAGAGAGUUAGCUCAGUUCCACAAGCUGGAAGCCUAUCAUUGGAGAAUAUCUUUGGGUGAAAAAAUGGAGAAUAGGACAAUUUCCAUUUUAUGGUGUAACAUUUCUUGUUGAUCACMUUGACAACAUAACAUAUACUUUACAGGGUUUUGCGAACRAAACGAUUAAAGGGUUCAGUCUUUUAUCUGACACUCAGAGAACAGAGAAGUCACAGACUGACSCUGUUGAAACACAAUAUGGCAUUGGAUUACAUUUUGGCUAAACAAGGAGGUUUAUGUAUGGCACUAAAUCUGACAGGAGACGCUUGUUAUACUUUGAUCCCUGACACCUCGGAUAACCUGACUACGGUAAUUGAGGCACUGUCAAUCAUAAGAGAUGCUUUUGGCCCUUCUGGAUGUGUUUKUUGGUCUGCCACUGCUUGGUUACAAGAUCAGUUGGGACCGGUKGGUGCUUUGUUGGUCCAAAUUCUAAUAGCAGUGGUGUUAGCAUUAUGUGUGAUGUUCUGUUUUUGUACUCUKUUGCUGACUUUCGCGAAAGCCCUGAUUUUAAGAUGGGUAGGAAUGGUGAUGCCUAACAACCAAGCACAAAUGUCAUUAUUAGAUGGACAUGUGAGUGAUGAGGAAAUGAUUCACCUACAGAGUGAUGAUGUUGUGGACAUGUACCCAUUUUAAGUAUUUUGUUAGGUCUGGUUCCACUUCACAAUAGGUCUGUGUGUUGACACUGUGAAGGGAAAUGUGUGUAGGACGGGUGCCAAUUUUUCUUUGGUUCAGUUUUCUCCUGUUUUUGUAAUCUAAGGAGGUAAGAUGAAUGUAAUUUGUUUGUUUUGUUUUGAUGGACAGGACAGCAGUUACUCAGAAAAUUAGAGUCUUUUUGUUGUGUUGGCUAAAGCCUGGUCUGAAGCUGAAAUUGCUACWGUUUUCCUUUUAUUACUUCAGUGUUUAAUUCUGGCCAUGAGUAACUGUUAAGACAUCGCAUAUACUGUUUUUCUUUUCUCUUUAUUUACUGAUAUGUUUAUUGUCAUAUUUUAUUUGCCUAAAUAGUUAUUUUUUUCUUU
Austrofundulus limnaeus is the source of this 2072-nucleotide messenger RNA. RefSeq lists its product as uncharacterized. Lineage: Eukaryota; Metazoa; Chordata; Actinopteri; Cyprinodontiformes; Rivulidae. The record is from RefSeq and is a predicted model, not a curated record.